Aphanomyces astaci is the source of this 549-nucleotide messenger RNA. RefSeq lists its product as hypothetical. The record is from RefSeq and is a predicted model, not a curated record. The transcript has 2 exons. The coding region runs from base 1 to 549 and encodes 182 amino acids. Lineage: Eukaryota; Oomycota; Saprolegniomycetes; Saprolegniales; Verrucalvaceae.
AUGGACCAGCUGGAUGCGAUCAACACCGCCAUGCAUGCUUUUUCCAAUUUGUCCAAGGCACGAAAGGGCUGGGGUAGCCACACCUUUUCCAAACACGAGCCUGGAUGGACGUUUUGGUGUUACCUGUACCAGUGGGUGAUUCAGGAAGUUGCGUCGUUCCAAGGCGAUGCCGGUCGCGUCACGGUGCUGACCACAGUCAUCGAAAGAGACAUGUACGCGCUGGACGCGCUCGAGAUUCCGCGCAGUCUGUCGCUGUAUUUCAUGUGGGGAGUGCAAUACUCCUUAAUCCUCGUGUACAUUGUCACAAGUCGGUGUUGCAUUGGACCGUUCAACUUGUUUGAAUUGGAUCGCGUGGGGGCGAUUGUGUGGGCCGACCGCCUCCUCAUUUUGCUGCGCUCCCUUUCUGCGCUGAGUCUCCUCAGCACGGGCAAGUUGGAGCUAAAAUUGACUGAUUUGUGUGCGAAAGAGUGGCAUUGCAUCAACGGCGCCAUCAAUUGCCGACAUCGUUUCCGCCUUGGCGCGGAUCGAAGGCGGCGAGAGUGCUGCUGA